Molecule: messenger RNA, 3204 nt
Organism: Selaginella moellendorffii
Lineage: Eukaryota; Viridiplantae; Streptophyta; Lycopodiopsida; Selaginellales; Selaginellaceae
Product: calreticulin
Exons: 7
Coding region: 1401-3017 (538 amino acids)
Biological process (GO): protein folding
Cellular component (GO): endoplasmic reticulum membrane; endoplasmic reticulum
Molecular function (GO): ubiquitin protein ligase activity; calcium ion binding
Source: RefSeq, a predicted model, not a curated record
UAAGAGGCUGGCCGGCACUUUCCUCUUUUCAGAGGUGCUGGUUUGAAAUGUGCUUGGAGAAUGAAUGGACACGGGAUGGGUGAAUGGACAGACCAUCGCGAAGUUGAGCUUUUCAUUACUCUCGUCCCACUCCUCCAACAUCUACGUCGUUGUGAUGCAAGCCAAAGCCGCGCCUUGGUGAGCAAGAGUGACGUCUCAACCCCGAAGUAAACGCGCUGAGGCGUCGCUGUCGAUGCCACGAUUGGAUGCUCCUCUGUGAGCCUUACGGAAGCGGCCGCGGGAUAAGAGAGAUCGGUUUUUCCAAACUCACGCAAAGAUUUAAACAGGUGCGUUUCCUUCCCUUUCAGAGCUUUUGUCUUUAAGUUUCGAGACAGGGAUUGUUUUGUUUUAAUGCUUCGAUGCGUCAGUUUGAUCCGCUGCUGGCCUAGCAACCUUGCAAGCAAGCAACAGUGCUUGUUUCUUCCCUUGUUCGUCGUGUUUGGUGACUCGAAGAAGAGAGAAAAAAAGAAAAACUUGGCUCUCUGGGCUUGUAUGCUUGUGGCUUUGCUUGCUCGGUUGGGUUCGUAGGUAGCUGUAUGGUUGAAGCAUUCAUUGUUUUGAGUUUAAAGUCUUCUCUUUGUGGAUUCCUUUCGUGGCGAGAUAUAGUCUCGAAGCUCUCGGUGGACGCAAAAACUAUAAACUAUGGAGAAAUCUCUAAAGAACAGUGUGCUUGAUACUCCUUGGUUUGUGCCGGAUUGAAAAGAUUGGAAUUUGGCUUGCUUUGCUUGGAAGUGGUGGUGGUGCUUGUGUCCAUUGAUUGCUACGGGGGAGAGCAUUGCAUUGCUUCCGCGAAUAAUUGCCUGGAGUAAAGCUUCUCUCGUGGACGGCUGGGAUCUCUUGCCGCCUAUCCGACGGUAACGAUCGCGAGCGCUAUUUUACGGCAGUUUUGAGGUUAACUAUUACGGGCAUAUUCUAUUUUAUUUUAUUUUGGUGUUGGCGUACGAAGGCGCGGGUUUAACAAUGUAUGGGUGGGAAUAAAAGAAAGAAUGAAAGACGCCAAAAAAGAAGGUGAGAGAGAAGAGGAGCGUCUCGAGUGACCCGGCCAGGGCACCGCGCGAGGGAUUGGAUGGAGUGCUCGGCUAUGGCGCUGCUGGUUGGGGACAUCGUCGCCGGUGAAAUACGAUUCUAGGUCUCCUCCUCUCUCUCUCCCUCCCUCCCUUUGCUCGCAAUCGCCUGUCGCGGAAGAUACAAGGAAGAUUUUCCAUCCGCCGCCAGUACGAAAGAUUUGAUGCAUCGGUGUGGCAAAUGUGAGGGAUCGUCUCACUCUACACGGCAGGGAUGAUGGAAGCUCACGGAUUGCGCGUGGAGGAUCUUGUCGGCUAGAGGAGCUACAAUUCCCUUGAGUUAGAACACCGGAAAGAAUGGAGAGGUCAAGGCAGCAAAGGCGAUGGAAUACAGGGCAAUUGAUGAAGAGCUUGGAUGAAUCGCAAUUACCAAGGUCUGUAGAGCCCAGUAGUAGCCAUGGGAGGAACCUCGCAUCAAGGCUGGGAAUGACGGAGGUCUCGUGCUUUCCCAGCUCCCGAUCAAGACGAGCGUCCAACAGGAUGGAGUUUCUUAGAGACAACACAGCGGGGUCAUCGAACUCACGGAGGAGGAUGGAAACGAGCAAGAUAAACUCCGAGCGGGGGAAAGGAAUUCGCAUCAUAAACAACGAACUGGCCCGUGAAAGAGAAGAUCUCGCGGCCGCCAGCCUUUCCGACGAGGACGACCAAGUCUUUGAUCUGUCGCUGCUGGAAGGAGCCUCCUACCCCAACGUUUUGGGGGCAGGGACGAGCAUGAGAAGCUUGAGUUGCAAGCGAAAGAGCUCUUCGUUUGUUCGCGGCAGCACAAGCACUGGAAGUGGCGGCUCCGGCAAGGCAAAGAUGGCGGAAGAGCAAGCUCUAAGAAACCAAAGAGGACUUCAUAACUUGCGAAGGUCGUCAACUUCGAUAGACGGGCAGAGGCUAAAGGUUUCCAGGAGGAAUGCCGAUGCUCCAGAAGGCGGGGCCUCCUCUUCCUCGUCGCCUUUGCGUUUGUCAAGAGACUCAACCGCGCCGGACUACGAUCGGUUACUAAGUUCCGCGAGCUCACUCACAAGAAGGCCGGCUGGUGGCACUGUCGACACGCGUGGCCGGAGUCGUAAUUAUGAUCCAAGCAGCUCGGCCGAAACGGUCCCGAGGAGCGUGAGGAGUGCGCUGCAUCCUCCGGAACGAUCGACAUUUGCGAGAAGGGAUUCCAGAGAAACGCCGGAAUCGAGCAGCCAGGCCUUCACAAAACGGAACAUUUCGAACUGCUUUGGAAGCGGUCGAAGAUCGCCAUCUCCGAGGCCGAUUGGUGGCCAUGAGAGAGGCUCCCGCCACCUUGCUGCUUCGAGCUCGAAUCCAGUGCAAGCUCCGCCAUCCUCGUUGCUCUCGGCGGCAUUGGAAGCAGCGGCGACGCCGUCGUCCUCGAGCUCGUUUCGCCAACAAGGUGGCCAAGUUUCCUCGAGCGGUGACAACAAUCAGUGGUCGACACCAACAAUGGCUUCUGGGUGGGAGUACCAUCGUCCCCGGCUCAUGGCGGAAGGCCUCGCGAAGAUCCUAUUGGCGUUGGAGCGGGUUGAAAACGACGAGGAGUUGACGCAUGAGCUGUUGAUGCUGGAAGCCACCGUCUUGUUUGGCGGGAUGGCGGUCCACGAUCGCCACAGUGACUGGAGGAUGGACGUCGAUAACAUGACCUACGAAGAGCUCCUCGCCCUCGAAGAGAAGAUGGGAAGCGUAAGCAUUGGAGUGAGCGAGGAGAGGAUAGCUCAUGGAUUGCAAAAGUGUCGAUUCAGUACGCUGUUUGCCGGGUGCGGGCAGGAUGGCGAGCUCAAGUGUAGCAUCUGCCAGGAGGAGUAUCGCAAUGGCGAGCAGCUGGGGCGGAUCGAGUGUGGUCACAAGUUCCACAUCGGUUGUAUCAAGCAGUGGCUUGGACACAAGAACUUAUGCCCGAUCUGCAAGGCCACGGCAGUGUCGUGAUCUCGUGCACGUCAACUUGUGAGUUUCACGUCCUUGUUCUUUCAUUCCACACACAUCCUAGUUUUUAGAAAGAAUAAACUCUAGACUUUUCUUUCAAUGGCAUCUUAAAGCAGGAAUUCUCGAGACUAUCUUUGUUUUCCAAAGUCAAUAAUAGACUUUAAAGGCGAGAGAAACUCCAUGGAAACUA